GAUGAAGUCACUAGAAACCAUGACACAAAAAAGACAGUUUGAAUUUUAAAUAAAAUUAAACAAUCACACCAUCAUUUUUCUUUGCUCAAACAAAAUCAUGUCAACUCCACUAUAAUCUCCUCUCUUAAUUCUAUUCUUCUCCUCAUAAAUUCACCCAAGUCUGGGUGUCUUUCUACACAAAAACCCACCACUAAUUUUCUAAUUUUUUUUUUUUUUGAGUUUUACCAAUGGCGAUUUCCACUAGUUUAAGCACCAUUUUAAUGGGUAUUUUCCUGCUGUUUUUGUUGGGUGUAAAAUCAGAAUAUAUAGCAUAUAAUAACUCAGGAAAAAUAGUUGCGGGUAAAAUUAAUGUUCAUUUGGUUCCUCAUACUCAUGAUGAUGUUGGUUGGUUGAAGACUGUUGAUCAGUACUAUGUUGGUGCCAACAAUUCUAUCAGGGGAGCCUGUGUGCAAAACGUGCUGGAUUCAGUGGUUUCAUCUCUAUUGGAAGAUAAGAAUCGCAAGUUCAUUUAUGUUGAAAUGGCAUUCUUUCAACGAUGGUGGAGACAACAGAGUCCAAAGCUUAAGGUGAAGGUGAUGGAGUUGGUCAAUUCAGGUCAACUAGAGUUUAUAAACGGGGGAAUGUGCAUGCAUGAUGAGGCAACUACUCAUUACAUUGACCUCAUUGAUCAGACAACUUUGGGCCAUCAGUUUAUUAAGAAUGAAUUUGGUCAGAUACCACGCGUUGGCUGGCAGAUUGAUCCGUUUGGACAUUCAGCUGUUCAGGCUUACUUACUAGGUGCUGAGGUAGGAUUUGAUUCACUCUACUUUGCUCGCAUUGAUUACCAAGAUAGAGCAAAAAGAAAAUAUGAGAAGGCUCUUGAGGUAGUAUGGCGUGGUUCUAGGACACUUGGUUCUACCUCACAGAUCUUCACUGGUAUAUUUCCUAGACAUUAUAACCCCCCUGAUGGAUUUCAAUUUGAAGUAAAUGAUGUGUCCUCUCCUAUUCAGGAUGAUCCACUACUAUUUGACUAUAAUGUCCAAGAGCGAGUCAAUGACUUUGUUGCUGCAGCCUUAUCACAGGCUAAUGUGACUAGGACAGAACAUAUCAUGUGGACCAUGGGUGAAGAUUUUCGAUAUCAGUAUGCCAAUUCCUGGUUUAGACAGAUGGACAAAUUUAUCCAUUAUGUUAAUUUGGAUGGGCGUGUCAAUGCAUUAUACUCAACGCCAUCAAUUUACACAAAUGCAAAAUAUGAAAUGAAUGAGUCAUGGCCUGUCAAAACUGAUGAUUUUUUCCCCUAUGCAGAUCGUGUUAAUGCAUACUGGACAGGCUACUUCACAAGUAGGCCGGCAUUUAAAGGAUAUGUCAGAGUGAUGAGUGGUUACUACUUGGCAGCGAGACAAUUGGAAUUUCUUAAUGGAAGGAACAGUUCACUCUCCAAAACAGAUAUAUUGGCUAAUGGUUUGGCAAUUGCUCAACAUCAUGAUGCAGUUACUGGUACACAAAGACAGCAUGUAGCUGCCGAUUAUACAAAGCGGUUGCAUAUGGGCUAUGUAGAGGCUGAGAAACUGGUUUCGGCUUCACUCAAUUCUAUGAUCAAUAAGAAUGGAAAAACUGAAACGAGCUUUCAACAGUGUCCUCUUCUUAACAUAAGCUAUUGCCCACCAUCCGAAACUCUUUUGUCCAAUGAAAAAAGUUUGGUAGUUGUUGUGUACAACUCUCUUGGAUGGAACAGAGAGGAAGUGAUACGAAUUCCGGUAACUAUUGACAAGGUCAUAGUUCGGGAUAUUGAAGGAAAAGAAGUAGAAUCUCAGCUAAUACCUUUGACUAAUGCCUCACUCAGUCUUAGAAAUGAUAAUGUGAAAGCAUAUCUUGGUAAACCCUUAGAAAAUGCCAUCAACCACUGGCUUGCUUUUGCAGUAUCUGUGCCUCCCCUUGGUUUCAGCACCUAUAUUGUGUCCGGUGCACAUGAAGGUGCAAGGUCAAUAAUGUCAUCAGCAUUCUCUGUUCAAGGAAAUAUAAAUAACACUAUUGAAGUUGGACAAGGAAAUUUGAGGUUGCUCUAUGCUGGAGGGAAACUUUCUCAGUAUACUAAUAGCAGAAACUCAGUUAGUGCAGUUGUCGAACAGUCCUAUAGUUAUUACACUGGAUUCAGUGGAACUAAUGAAGAUACUCAGGCAUCUGGUGCUUAUGUUUUUCGCCCAAAUGGCACUUUCUCCAUUAAAAGUGAGGGAGAGGAUUCAUUGACUGUAAUGAAAGGCCCACUACUUGAUGAGGUUCAUCAACAACCUACUUCAUGGAUACAUCAGGUAACUAGAGUAUACAAGGAAAAAGAACAUGCUGAAAUAGAGUUCACGAUUGGACCCAUACCCAUUGAUGAUGGAGCAGGGAAAGAAAUUAUUACCCAGAUCAAAACAACCAUGAAAACAAAUAGAACUUUCUACACUGAUUCUAAUGGCCGCGAUUUCAUAAAGAGGAUUCGUGAUCAUAGGACAGAUUGGGAACUCGAAGUCAGCCAGCCAAUUGCAGGAAACUAUUACCCAAUAAAUCUUGGAAUAUACUUAGAAGAUGAAAACAAAGAACUUUCUGUGCUUGUUGACCGUGCAAUUGGCGGGUCCAGCAUAAUGGAUGGUCAGAUAGAAUUAAUGCUACAUCGGAGGCUGCUUCAUGAUGAUGCUAGAGGUGUUGGGGAGGUUCUUAAUGAAACAGUUUGUGCUCUCGAUGAUUGUAAAGGCUCAACGAUUAAGGGAAAAUAUUUUUUUAAAAUUGAUCCCAUCGGAGAGGGGGCAAAAUGGCGUCGAAGUUAUAGCCAGGAGAUAUACUCUCCACUAAUCUUUGCUUUUGCAGAACAGGAUGGGGAUGACUGGAUGAGCUCCCAUGUACCGACCUUUACUGGACUAGCUUCUUCAUACAGCCUUCCUGAUAAUGUUGCUAUAAUCACUCUUCAGGAGCUUGACAAUGGGAAAGUACUUCUUCGGUUAGCACAUCUUUACGAGAACGGAGAGGACAAAGACUUGUCUGUGAUGGCACAUGUAGUACUCAAGAAACUCUUCCCAAACAAGAAUAUCAUUAAGGUGACAGAGACGAGCCUAUCUGCUAAUCAAGAAAGGGCUGAAAUGGAGAAGAGGAGGUUAGCAUGGAAAGUAGAGAAUUCGUCAGGAAAAGAGACAAAGGUGUCGAGGGGAGGUCCUGUUGAUCCCGUGGAGCUGGUGGUGGAACUUGCACCCAUGGAAAUUAGGACCUUCUUAGUAGAUUUAGAAUACAUCAAAAUGUUUGGUGCUUAACUGUACUUUGUGCUGAUUCAUCCAGGAACUAGUUCAUGUCUCUAAUUCUGCCAUUGAGCCAUCCCAUCCCAUCCCAUCCCAUCCCAUCCCACUGAGUAUGUGCUGACUGAGCUUGGACAUGUUGUGUACUUGUUUGUGUAUAUAAUUUACUAUGGAAUUUAUCUUUACACCUUUUCGUUAGUGACAUAAUAUCUUUAGUCA
Messenger RNA from Chenopodium quinoa (quinoa), 3464 nucleotides. RefSeq names its product alpha-mannosidase At3g26720-like. Bases 228 to 3263 code for a protein of 1011 amino acids. The transcript is spliced from 29 exons. Lineage: Eukaryota; Viridiplantae; Streptophyta; Magnoliopsida; Caryophyllales; Amaranthaceae. The record is from RefSeq and is a predicted model, not a curated record. Gene Ontology annotation, biological process: mannose metabolic process. Gene Ontology annotation, molecular function: carbohydrate binding; alpha-mannosidase activity.